AUGGGCGCUUCUCCGAGCGCCGGCCGUUCCCCUCCUUCGCUCGGCGCCUCCGCCGUUGCCGCCGUCCGCGCGAGUGUUGUGCCGGUCUGUUUAAUUGCGCCUCCUCUUUCCUUCCUGCCUUCCUUCUCACCCCGCCCCCUCGCGCUGCGCCGAAGAGGGGCGGAGUUUCUGCGGAGCGCGACGGUGGCCCCGCGCCCCCGCAGCGUGUCUUCCGGCGUUGCCCGCGCUAUGGCCGCGGCGACGUGCGGCUGCCCCCGGGACGCACUUCUGUGGGGGCACUGCCGCCGCACUGCGGGCGACUCGGCUGCUGCUCUGCGGCCCUGGCGGGUUCGGCGCCCUGCGAGGUGGUGCUAG
Molecule: messenger RNA, 354 nt
Organism: Trypanosoma conorhini
Lineage: Eukaryota; Euglenozoa; Kinetoplastea; Trypanosomatida; Trypanosomatidae
Exons: 1
Coding region: 1-354 (117 amino acids)
Source: RefSeq, a predicted model, not a curated record